Molecule: messenger RNA, 2502 nt
Organism: Melospiza melodia melodia
Lineage: Eukaryota; Metazoa; Chordata; Aves; Passeriformes; Passerellidae
Gene: ANKRD34C
Product: ankyrin repeat domain 34C
Exons: 2
Coding region: 473-2005 (510 amino acids)
Molecular function (GO): protein binding
Source: RefSeq, a predicted model, not a curated record
CCAACGAUCGGCACCGGCACCGCCACAGGCACCGGCACUGCCACCGGCACCAACGAUCGGCACCGGCACCGGCACCGGCACUGCCACCGGCACCAACGAUCGGCACCGGCACCGGCACCGGCACCGCCACAGGCACCGGCACCGGCACCAGCUACUGCCAUCGGCACCGCCACAGGCACCGGCACCGGCACCAGCGACUGCCAUCGGCACCGACACCGGCACUGCCACCGGCACCAACGAUCGGCACCGGCACCGGCACCGGCACCGGCACCAGCGACUGCCAUCGGCACCGCCACAGGCACCGGCACCAACGAUCGGCCCCGGCACCGGGCAUUCGGCACUCGGCACCGAUACCGGCACGGCACAGGGCACAGGGCAGCGGCACCAACGCCGGAGAGCGGCACCGGACACCGGCACGGGCACCGGCGGCAGGCAGCAGUGCCGUCGCCCAGGGGAAGCGGCAGCAGCUGCCAUGGAUGAAGGGACGGAGCUGGAGCUGGGGGGCCACUCCCUGCUGAAGGCCGUGUGGCUGGGCCGGCUGCGCCUGACCCGGCUGCUGCUCGAGGGCGGCGCCUACAUCAACGAGAGCAACGACAAGGGCGAGACCGCGCUCAUGGUGGCCUGCAUCACCACGCACGUGGACCAGCAGAGCAGCCACAAGGCCAAGAUGGUGAAGUACCUGCUGGACAACAGAGCCGACCCCAACAUCCAGGACAAGUCUGGCAAGACGGCGCUGAUGCACGCCUGCAUCCGCGGGGCUGGGGGGGACGUGGUGUCCCUGCUGCUGGACAGCGGGGCAGACCCCAGCCUCGAGGACCACUCGGGAGCCUCAGCGCUGGUCCACGCCAUCAACGCCGAGGACAAGGCUGUGCUGCAGCGCCUGCUGAAUGCCUGCAGAGCCAAGGGGAAGGAGGUGAUCAUCAUCACCAUGGACACAUCAGCCUCCGGCACCAAGACCGCCAAGCAGUACCUGAACGUUGCGCCGGCGCUGGAGUUCAAGGAGAAGGCUCCCCUCGAGGAAAGCGCAGCCCCCUCCAGUGCCCACCUGAAAAGUCCCGUCUCAGCGCCUUCCCCUGCCGAGAAGGAGAGCAGCCCUCUCACCCCGCACCCUUGUCACCCUGGGGACCCUGAGCCCCCCUCCCCGGGCCGGCGAGCUGGCGCUGCCCGCAGAGCCCAGCUGCCCCGGCUGAAGCGGCUGCGCUCGGAGCCCUGGGGUCUGGUGGCACCCUCGGUGCUGGCGGCCUCCAGUCACCGCGACGACACGCGGCCCUGCGCCGACAGCGAGGUCAUCACGGGCAUCGGCGACCUCUCGCUCUCCAAGAAGCCCUCCGUCGCCCGCAGCAGCAGCAGCAGCAAGGGAAGGGACCCCUCCCUCUUCCCGCCAGUGGAUGAGCAGGCACCGGGGCCGCUGGCACGGAAAGCCGCCCACGAGAAGAGCCCGGGCGCCCACCCGUGCCUGUCGCGGAGCGCCACGCUCCCGGAGGAGCCGGAGAGCACCGGCUCGGCCGCCAGCUCCGCCGCAAGGACGGACGCUCCCCUCUGGCGGAGGCCGGGCACCGAACACAACGGGGAGCCGCCGGUCGGCGAGGCGGGGAAGGCGCCGUCCGAGAGGCGCAGGCUGAGCGGGUCGCAGCUGGUCCUGCCGGACGGCGGCGGCGACUCGCCCUGCGGCAGCACCGGCACAUCGCCCAGCGCCGGCCGCCGCCGGCCGCCCGGCCUGCUGGAGCGGCGAGGGUCGGGAACCCUGCUGCUGGACCACAUCUCGCACGCCAGGCCAGGAUACCUGCCCCCCCUGAACGUGAACCCCAACCCCCCGAUCCCUGACAUCGGCUCCAGCAAAGCCCCCUCCCCGCUGGCCGCUGCGCUGAAGCCGCUGGUGCCCCUCACACCCGGCUCGCCCAGGCGGGGCGACCUGAGGGCCCACAGGAAGCUCCUCCGCAGGCAUUCCAUGCAGGCCGAGCAGAUGCGGCACCUCUCCGAUUUUGAGGAGGUCGUGGCGCAGUAGCCGUGCCCCGUUUGCUCACAGGGAGGUGGCCAGGGCCGUGCUGGCCCCGCAGAGACGGGACGGGUCCCACAGAGUGGGCGCUGGCUCCGGGGACACUUUGGUGGCCAGCGGGCUCAGCCCUGAGCCCGGGGGCUGAAUCGGGCGCGGGCUGAUCGGGAGAUCGAUCCCGCACCGUCCUAGAUCGCCAAGCUCCGUGCCAAGGAUCCCACCUGCAGUUCACUUAUUCCUCACUAGUUGCAAUCCGCUUUUCUUACAUUCUGCUCGUUCUCUCACCGAAUCCCGGCCCGGAGCCCCCGGCGGUGAUCUCUGGGGCCGAGGCGUUCGUGAAGUGCCUUCCAGGAGGGAAAGGGGCUCAGGACGCGGGGACUCGAGGGGCGGAACCCCGGUGCGGCCACGGACCGUGUCGGUGCUCUCCCGGAGCGGGAGAGGGAGACAGUGCUCCACCUCCGGUAUUCCCGGAGCUCCGGCGGCUCGGCACACCCGGCACCGCUGCAGCC